CGGGGCGGUAAUUAUAGCUCUCACAGAAAGCGCCCGGCUGGAGAGUCAGUGUAUGCGGUGGCUGAGGAGUACUAUUUCUCCCUAAGAUGGGUGCGUGCCUGGGAGUAUGCUCGCUGCUGAGCUGUGCCUCCUGUCUCUGUGGUACAGCACCAUGCCUCCUCUGUGGAUGUUGCCCGUCUACCAAGAAUUCAACGGUUACCCGUCUGACCUUCUCAGUCUUCCUCCUCCUUGGAACACUUGUGGCCUGCAUUAUGAUCAUACCUGGUGUGGAAGAUGGACUUAAAAAGCUCCCAUGGUUCUGCUCCUCCUCCACAUCAAUAUCUGGUUCUGUGAACUGUGACAUCCUUGUUGGUCACCAAGCCGUUUACCGUAUGUGUUUUGCUCUGGCGGCCUUUUUUUUCCUCUUUGUCAUAAUAAUGAUCUGUGUACGAAGUAGCCGGGACCCAAGAGCAUACAUACAGAAUGGGUUUUGGUUUUUUAAGUUCCUGAUUUUGGUGGGAAUCACCGUUGGGGCAUUCUUUAUACCUAGUGGAGUAUUUACUACAGUGUGGUAUUAUUUUGGCAUGGUUGGUGGUUUCCUAUUCAUCAUUGUGCAGCUCAUCCUGAUUAUUGACCUUGCCCACUCUUGGAGUGAGGCCUGGCUCCAGCGGGCUGAAGAUGGCAACACCAAGUGCUGGUAUGCUGGUCUCCUGAUAUGUACAGUGCUACUCUAUGCUGCCUCAAUCACGGCUAUUGUUUUCCUAUAUAUUUACUACACCAAACCAGAUAAUUGUGCCCCCAACAAAGUGUUUAUUAGUUUGAACCUGAUAUUCUGUGUCAUUAUUUCUAUAGUAUCAAUUCUACCCAAAGUCCAGGAGGUUCAACCACACUCUGGAUUAUUACAGGCAUCUGUUAUAACCCUGUAUACCAUGUUCGUCACUUGGUCUGCUAUGGCGAAUGUUCCUGACAGAAAUUGCAAUCCCACAUUGCUGGCUAUUGUGAACAACGGAACCACAUCUAGCACUUCCACUACGGUUCAGUGGUGGGAUGCUCCAAGCAUUGUUGGACUUGCGAUCUUCAUUCUAUGCACUCUGUUCAUUAGCCUCCGCUCCUCCAGCAACCAGCAAGUGAACAAGCUGAUGCAAACAGAGGAAAGCUCUGGAGAUGGUGCGGUCCACAGUACUGAAGAUGGGGUGCACCAUGCGUAUGAUAAUGAAGAGGAUAAUGUGUGCUACAAUUACAGCUUCUUCCAUUUCUGCCUUUUCCUCGCCUCUCUUUACAUCAUGAUGACGCUAACAAAUUGGUAUCUGCCGGGGUCCUCUGAUAACUCCUUGACCAGUCCCUGGUCAGCGGUGUGGGUGAAGAUUUCCUCCAGCUGGGUUGGACUCCUCCUUUACCUGUGGACGUUAGUUGCUCCUGUGAUUCUCUCUGACAGGGACUUCAGCUGAUUGAAUAAAGCAACUGACCCUUCACAUCUAACUGCUUCUGAUUUUUAUUUGUUUAUCUAAAUACCUCAUUCUUCAACAUUUGUUUCAUUCUCUUUUAGACCUGGAUUAGAUUACAUUAUGUCCCCGGAGUUGCUGAUUAAAUGUCCUGUUUAGAUUACGUAAUCCUGUUGACCUAUUCAUACAUACCAUGUUUUGUAAUCCAGGCAGUCCAUAGCACAUGGCUAUGUGUUCUUGUGUGUGUGUGUGUGUGUGUUUUUUUUUUUUAAUCAGGUUUGUGUAAUAUUGUCAUACAUAUUUAUGUAGCUUGGCCCUCACAGCCCUGCAGCACCACCCUUAGGAUACAAUGAAAUGCAUAAUUGUGUAACUAGAAGAAUUUAAACUAUUACAGAAGCCUUACAGGAAGUCUUGAAUCCUGCUUUUAUCUACUUUUGUAAAAUAUAUUUUUUAUACUUCUUUGUGAUGUCUGUAACAUUAUAAAUAAACAAGUGUAAAUGUU
This is a messenger RNA of Pseudophryne corroboree (corroboree frog), 1923 nucleotides long. It is a transcript of the gene SERINC2, whose product is annotated as serine incorporator 2. NCBI's taxonomy places the organism in Eukaryota, Metazoa, Chordata, Amphibia, Anura, Myobatrachidae. The coding region runs from base 87 to 1427 and encodes 446 amino acids. The transcript is spliced from 10 exons. The record is from RefSeq and is a predicted model, not a curated record. Gene Ontology annotation, cellular component: membrane.